Messenger RNA from Prinia subflava (tawny-flanked prinia), 909 nucleotides. It is a transcript of the gene CLPP, whose product is annotated as caseinolytic mitochondrial matrix peptidase proteolytic subunit. Gene Ontology annotation, cellular component: endopeptidase Clp complex. Gene Ontology annotation, molecular function: ATPase binding; serine-type endopeptidase activity; ATP-dependent peptidase activity. The coding region runs from base 50 to 802 and encodes 250 amino acids. Gene Ontology annotation, biological process: protein quality control for misfolded or incompletely synthesized proteins. Lineage: Eukaryota; Metazoa; Chordata; Aves; Passeriformes; Cisticolidae. The record is from RefSeq and is a predicted model, not a curated record. The transcript has 7 exons.
AUGUCACGUGCGCGCAGGUCACGUGUCCCUGGAGCGCUUCCGGGGCGCGAUGGGGCCGGGGGUGGCGCGCUCCCUCCGCCGGGCCUGGGCCGGCGCCCGGCGCUGCCUGCACGGCACGGUUCCCGCCCGCGCCCCCCCGCUCAUCCCCAUCGUGGUGGAGCAGACGGGCCGGGGGGAGCGGGCCUACGACAUUUACUCGCGGCUGCUGCGGGAGCGCAUCGUCUGCGUCAUGGGCCCGAUUGAUGACAGCCUGGCGAGCCUGGUGAUCGCCCAGCUGCUGUUCCUGCAGUCCGAAAGCAACAAGAAACCCAUCCACAUGUACAUCAACAGCCCUGGAGGCUCGGUGACCUCGGGGCUGGCCAUCUACGACACGAUGCAGUACGUGCUGACGCCGGUGUGCACGUGGUGUGUGGGGCAGGCGGCCAGCAUGGGCUCGCUGCUGCUGGCGGCCGGCGCGCCCGGCAUGCGCCACGCGCUGCCCAACGCCCGCAUCAUGGUGCACCAGCCCUCGGGGGGGGCCCGGGGCCAGGCCACUGACAUCGCCAUCCAGGCCGAGGAGAUCCUGAAGCUGAAGCGCCAGAUCAACGGGCUCUACGCCAAGCACACGGGGCAGCCACUGCCCGUCAUUGAAGCCGCCAUGGAGCGGGACCGGUACCUGAGCCCAGUGGAGGCGCAGGAAUUCGGACUCCUGGACCAGGUGCUGGUGCAUCCCCCACCCCGUGGCGAGGAUGAGCCCCGGCUGGUGCAGAAGGAGCCCCCCAACAGCUCCUCCGGAGCCCCCCAAGUCCCCCCGGCAUCCUGAGACCCCCAGGGGGCGUUGGGGCGCACCUUUGGAGUGGUGGAGCUCUGGGCCCCUUGCCUUCCCCCACCCCGUACUCCUGUGUGGAAAUAAAGGGCUGUGGAACCCAA